Tachysurus fulvidraco (yellow catfish) is the source of this 4491-nucleotide messenger RNA. Its product is annotated as teashirt homolog 1-like. Gene Ontology annotation, cellular component: nucleus. Gene Ontology annotation, biological process: regulation of transcription by RNA polymerase II. The transcript has 2 exons. Gene Ontology annotation, molecular function: DNA binding; DNA-binding transcription factor activity, RNA polymerase II-specific. The record is from RefSeq and is a predicted model, not a curated record. The coding region runs from base 599 to 3637 and encodes 1012 amino acids. Lineage: Eukaryota; Metazoa; Chordata; Actinopteri; Siluriformes; Bagridae.
GUGUGUGUGUGUGUGUGUGUGUACACGUGCGUACCAAAGCCAUUAGCGCGGAUUCCACAUAGACACACACACAAACACACAGCGAGUCGGAGUUCUGUAUCGUAUCCGACACUCUUUCUGUUUGUAUUUAAAGUAUCGGAGAUAUCGACUACUGAUAAAUCAGCGCACACUUUAAAGGACCAGCGGUGAAAAAAAAACUCUUAAAGUUUAUACCCCCCUUUUUCUGGUUGGUGGUGGAGUUGUUUGCUCAUUUUCUCCGAUGAUGAUGAUGAUGAUGAUGAAGAAGAAGAGAAGGAUGACUAUUUAUCAGUCUGGCAAGAUGCUGUGUGAGAUUUCUCUGUGUUAAUCUGCAGGCAGAUCGAGUUCGGAUGAGUAACCAAACCGGCGCAAACCGCAUGCGCGCUUUACGCACAGUGGAGUGAACUUUUGGAGUGAUUUUUUUUUGUUCUUCUUAUUGUUGCUCUGACUGAAAGAGAGAGAGAGAGAGAGAGAGAGAGAGAGAGAGAGAGAGAGAGAGAGAGAGAGAGAGAGAGAGAGAGAGUGUAUGUGUGUGUGCGUGUCGUGAUUCCUGCAUAAGAAGAUCAGCACUGAGAGAAGGAUGGCGAGGAGAAAACAGAGAGAACCCAGGAAAUCUGCAGCCUACCUUCCAUUGGAGAUUAAAGAAGCCACUUUUGAAGACAAGCAACUUCAAGAUGACGGUCUUGCUUUGAAUGACCGUAGACGAUACAUAUUCACCGAGGAAGAGGAAAAAGAUGCGAAAACGUCUCUUAGAUUUCAGGACCCUCCUAAGAGUAAUGGGACCAAUCCGGAUACCGGCUGUGUUUCCCCGCUCGGUGACACCGCUGAUCAGAUCCCUGACUUUAAAAGCAUAUAUUCGAAAGAAGGACACGAAGAGGAAGAAGCACGGAGCAGCUCGGACGACGGCGUUCUGGAUAACCGAGCUCGUACGAAAGCCUUCUGCGCAAACCUGAUCUCUGAUGCGUCUUGGUCCGACGUUGUGAUGAGUAUCAUGAAAAGUAGAGCGACCGCGUCUAGCACGGCUAGCACGGCUAGCACGACGCAUCCCGGCGGCGAUAACAUAAUCAACAGACCAAGCAAUCACAAUCGAAAUGUCCUUAACGGAAAGGCAGAAAGCAUUUCAAAUGGCAGCACAGUUACUAACUGCAGCGUCAAGGCUUCUAACGGUUCCGGUGUGGUGUAUGACUGGCAUCAGGCCGCUGUAGCUAAAACACUCCAACAAACACAUCACCGCUUAUCACCAGAGGCAAGCCUGUUCAGCACCGUGCAGCUCUACCGGCAAAACCACAAACUCUAUGGUUCUGUUUUGACUGGUGCUAGCAGGUUCAAGUGCAGGGACUGCAAUGCUGCAUAUGACACGUUAGUAGGUCUUACGGUUCACAUGAACAAUACUGGUCAUUACCAUGACGACAACCGAGAGAAAGAAGAAGAGAAUAACAGCAAGCACUGGUCGAAGCCGCGCAAGCGUUCAUUGAUGGAGAUGGAAGGCAAGGAGGAUGCGCAAAAGGUCCUGAAGUGCAUGUUCUGUGGCCACUCCUUUGAAUCUUUACAGGAUUUAAGUGUCCACAUGAUUAAGACAAAGCAUUACCAGAAAGUGCCUCUUAAAGAGCCUGUGCCAGCUUUGGCCACCAAACUGAUUCCGGCAGCCAAAAAAAGAUUUCAUGAUUCGCUAAUUUCCCCUUGUUCCCCAAAGUUGAUGACAUAUUCCAGGAAAGAGGCUUCGGUGUUUCCUGUGAAGGGCAUUGUUAAUCCUUACGUUACACCAAACAAUCGCUAUGGAUACCAGAAUGGUGCCAGUUACACUUGGCAAUUUGAGGAACGCAAAGCACAAAUCCUGAAGUGCAUGGAGUGUGGGAGCUCCCAUGAUACACUGCAGCAACUCACUGCCCACAUGAUGGUCACAGGCCACUUCCUGAAGGUCACAAACACUGCAGUGAAAAAGGGAAAGCAGUUAGUGUUUGACCAAAUUGUAGAGGAAAGCACACAGUCGAUUCCGUUACCUCCCACAGCUGCCGUUGUUAAACACCAGUCGGAGUCGGUGUCCCCUGCGCUGUCUUCUGGAUCAGAGGCCAAGAUGGAGGAGGUUUUUGAACCAGUGGUGAAAAGGAUCAAGGAGGAGAAGGAAGAGGUCAGCAUGGAUUCUACAUCGUAUAAGUACCUUACAGAGGAAGACCUUGAGGAGACUGCUAAAGGAGGGAUGGACAUUCUGAGGUCUCUGGAGAACACAGUGUCCAGUGCCAUCAGUAAGGCUCAGACAGGUGCACCCACCUGGGGAGGAUACUCCAGCAUCCAUGCCGCUUAUCAACUUCAGGGAGCCGCGAAGCCGUCUAUAGUACCUCCGGUGGUUCAAAGUGUCCAUGCGGUCAUCAACAGCAACCUUCUUUCACUCAAUCCUGACUCUGGAUCACUUGUUUACACUCCCCACACACAGUCAUCGCCCUUGAGCCUCAGGAACAGCGUAUCGACCAUGGAAGGGCUGAUGGAGAAGGUCUCGGGAAGGACCUCGGUAAAGAUAGAGAGGGAAGAAAGGACAGGGAUUGCAGAUGCAGCUACGUCAAUAUCGCCAUUAAUGACAGACAACAAAGUUAGUGUUGAUCCAAAGGCAAAUGUAGGUAUGUGUAAAGUGGAACCUAUGGAGAUGUUAGUAGAAAGCCAUAAUACGAACCAUAGCCUUGAGUUAGACAAAUCACCCGUCGGUAAUGGCCACUGUUUAGGGAUUGCUAAUGAUCAAUCAUCUGAGAAGUCUUUUAUAAGCCCUCUAAAUUCACUCCAGUUAGUUGUAAACUCGCACCUUCCCGAAGCAUCGAAGGUGGUCAGGUCCUCGUCUGGUCCUCUUCCGGUGUUAUACAAGAUCAGCAACAGGGUGGACAGAACUGCCCACCGUUGGUCAUCUGAUGAGCAAAAUGAGAUGAUUGACACAGAUUUAUACAAAGACAAUGACCAGCCUAUAGAUCUGAGAAAAUGCAAAAGCACUAAUGACAUCAUCCAUAAAGAAAGCACUAUCAACACCAGCAGCCUCAAGGUAAUAAACAACAAAGCUAAUGGAAGUAAGGCUCAUCACCCAGUCUUAUCGCUGUCUGAGUCUCUAAACCUACGGGAAAAUGCCCUGAUGGACAUCUCAGACAUGGUAAAGAGCCUCACUAGCCAGCUCACCCCCAAGUCUUCCAUUCCGCCGUACCUUUUAGGGAAAUCUGACACCGAUAGGAGUUCAUCCGAGGAUCCGACGGAAAACCUUUCUUCCGCGCAAAAGCAAAAAGGUCGUCAGUCCAGCUGGAACCCUCAGCACCUUCUCAUUCUUCAGGCUGAGUUUGCGUCAAGCCUGAAACAGACCCCAGAAGGUUGCUACAUCGUAACAGACCUCUGUCCUCACGAACGUGUAAAAAUCUGCAAGUUCACAGGUCUCUUAAUGACCACGGUGUCACACUGGCUUGCGAACGUGAAGUACCAGCUGCGGAGAACAGGAGGGACCAAGUUUCUGAAGAACCUGGACUCCAGAAAUCCUUCGUUUCUUUGCGGAGAGUGCGAUUCAAAAUUCCAGACUCCUUCCGCUUACAUUAACCAUCUGGAGUCUCACCUCGGUUUUAGCCUCAAGGAAAUGUCCGAGAUGUGUCCGAGGUGAACGGAGGAAAGAUGGCGUCUCGACUCGAAGAGUCGUCAGAUGAUCAUCUGGUGUUUUUAGUCCACGUUCUCACUGGCGAGUGACAUAGCAAUAGAUGACAUGACUGCAAGACUCGGCACAACUCGAUUUAUGAAUAUUUUCUCGAUUGUUUCGCAAAUUAGCGCCUCGACAAAAUUCACCGCACCAAUCAAAACGAUCCAUAUCCUUUGACUACUCUAAGGCCACACCCACAAGCGAAACUGGGAGAAACACCAGCGUCUUUUUUUUACUUGCUAGUACGAACGCAGGGUUAAUGUUUUGGAAGUUGGAAGCUGUUGCACAUUUUCUCCAUCAUCCAGGUCAUUUCCAAGUGUCUGGAAAUACCUAAAUAAAAAUAUACGAAGACAUUUCUGCUCUCCGUCCCAGUCAGAUGACCCACCAGCAUCACGUCCCUCCUGCACUAAGCCAUCAAUAACUGAAAUGAAAUUUACUUUCAGUUCUAAAAACUGCUGAAUCUCAUUUUUAUAUGUCUUAAAGUCUUGAUUUUUAACCGAAGUUAAAUGUAUUUAUAUCUCAUUUGUCGGACCGAUGCAUGUGUGACGGAUGACUUUAUGAAGGUGAAAUUUGAUAAUUAGAAAAAGAAAAUUAAUUAAUUAAUUAAUUAAAACAAUUUUUUUAUGUUCAAUCUGGGGCAUUUUUUUGGGGGGGGGGGAUUGGAUACAAAUCCUUACAAAUUCUACAGAUACGUUUUAUUCGUCGAUCUUGCUCGUUUGUGUCUUAAAUUUUAGUGAAAGAUUUGUAGCUUCACACACUUUUUUCCCAGAAAAGAAAAAAAAGAAAAGAAAAUGAAAUGAAAAUAAAUAUAAUAAGAACGA